Mycotypha africana is the source of this 687-nucleotide messenger RNA. RefSeq lists its product as uncharacterized. The transcript is spliced from 3 exons. The record is from RefSeq and is a predicted model, not a curated record. Bases 103 to 573 code for a protein of 156 amino acids. Lineage: Eukaryota; Fungi; Mucoromycota; Mucoromycetes; Mucorales; Mycotyphaceae. Gene Ontology annotation, biological process: endoplasmic reticulum to Golgi vesicle-mediated transport.
GGGGGGGGGUGAGCGUGUGCUCCUUGAUGAAGAAAAGAUGAAUGUGAAUGGGAAAGGACUCAUGCAUCCUUCAUCUCUUUGCGGAUGGGUGGUUUUCUUUGAAUGACCCACAGGAGCUAUCAGAAUUUACAUAAUCGAACCAAUCUAUUGGGUGGGCUUGACGCCACGGCCUCACGAACACCGUCGCCUUCAUCGUAUAUCAACAGCAGCAGCAGUGGUCGAGGAUCACCGUCUGUUUCCACGAAUAAAAAGAAUGACGAUGCCAUAGGCAUACGGAUGAACGAUCGCGAUUUAGAGUAUUUAGAAAGUCAGAACGAUCAAGAUAUUUCAGGGUUAUCAGCCAAAGUAAAGAUCUUGAAGAAUAUUACAGGCAAAAUUGGCGAAGAGAUUCGAUCGGGAAAUAGUUUUAUUGAACAGAUGAAUGAUCAUUAUAUGAAUACUGGCUCGGUGUUGGGCAAAACGAUGCAUCAGUUCAAAAUCAUGGCAGAAAAGCAGUCAGGCACAGUCUGGUGGGUGCUAACGCUAUUUGUGGUGGCCAUCAUUUACUUUUUUUACAUUUGGUUUUUCAAGUAAUAAAGCGUGGUUUAUCAGGGGAGCUUUUUGUGUCAGAGGGGAAGGGCAGGAAAAUUUCCCAAAAUUUCGAGCACAGCAGCCCUUUUUAUUUAUUUUUUUUCUGCGAUUUUUUUU